AUGUUUUGUCAUUCAUCUUUACCUAAAAUUCGACAUACGUAUCCUACUUAUAUUACGUCAAAAAAUCAUAAUAUAAAAACUGUUUUAAAAAGCGCGAUAUAUGAGAAUAUAUAUACAAUUCCAAAUUUUCUUACAUUCUCUCGAUUAAUUUUUGCACCAGUAACAGGUUAUUUUAUUUUGCAUCAACAAAAUUUAUAUGCUAUCAUUCUUUUCAUUUAUGCAAGUCUAUCUGAUAUGUUGGAUGGAUGGAUCUCACGAAAAUGGAAUGCAAAAAGCAUCUCAGGAACAAUCCUUGAUCCAAUGGCCGAUAAAUUUUUUAUCAUCAUAUUAACACUUUGUCUCUCCAUUCAACAACAAAUUCCAUUUUUUCUUUCUUCUGUUAUAAUCGGAAAAGAUAUAAUUCUUGGAUUAUCCGCAAUAUAUUAUCGUUGGAUUUCUCUUGAUCCCCCUCGUACAUUUAUACGUUACUUUGAUUUUUCAAUACCAAGUGUUGAGAUCAAACCUACAUUAAUUAGUAAAGUAAAUACCGCUCUACAACAUUUACUUAUUGGUACAACAAUGGUUUGUCCUUUGAUCCAUUCGGAAAUUAUGCCUAUUUUUCUUAAUCCUCUUCAAUAUCUUGUUUUUACAACAACUGUAUGGUCAGACGCCGUUCGCAUUUUAAACUACAAAAAUAAAAAACAAUAA
Molecule: messenger RNA, 687 nt
Organism: Pneumocystis jirovecii RU7
Lineage: Eukaryota; Fungi; Ascomycota; Pneumocystomycetes; Pneumocystales; Pneumocystaceae
Exons: 5
Coding region: 1-687 (228 amino acids)
Biological process (GO): cardiolipin biosynthetic process
Cellular component (GO): membrane; mitochondrion
Molecular function (GO): cardiolipin synthase activity; CDP-diacylglycerol-glycerol-3-phosphate 3-phosphatidyltransferase activity
Source: RefSeq, a predicted model, not a curated record